Nothoprocta perdicaria is the source of this 2326-nucleotide messenger RNA. RefSeq names its product calcium binding protein 39 like (gene CAB39L). The transcript is spliced from 9 exons. Gene Ontology annotation, molecular function: protein serine/threonine kinase activator activity. NCBI's taxonomy places the organism in Eukaryota, Metazoa, Chordata, Aves, Tinamiformes, Tinamidae. Bases 268 to 1272 code for a protein of 334 amino acids. Gene Ontology annotation, biological process: intracellular signal transduction. The record is from RefSeq and is a predicted model, not a curated record.
GCCACGGCUAACAGCUCCGAAGACGAGCGAGCGACUGGACGCCGGGAUCUUGUUUUCGCCGCCACGUGUCAAGGCUGAGGAGCAAGUUGGGUUAAAUGGGAGCUACAUAGGGCCCCGGGGGCCGGAGCGGUGCCUCGGGGGCUGGCCGAGAGCUGUCUUCAGCACCUGGCCAUGGAGCUGCACGCGGCCCCGUAGAGCCGCCGGACCCUCUGCGCGCCGCAGCCCUCUUCCGUACUGAGAGAAGAAGUCCAGGUGAAGAAAAAAAACAUGCCUUUGUUUAGUAAAUCGCACAAAAACCCUGCUGAGAUUGUGAAAAUUCUGAAAGAAAACAUGGCCAUAUUGGAAAAACAAGAAAAAAAAACAGACAAGGCCUCAGAAGAAGUGUCGAAGUCCCUGCAAGCCAUGAAGGAGAUCCUGUGUGGAACCACGGACAAGGAGCCCCCCACGGAGCUCGUGGCCCAGCUGGCGCAGGAGCUCUACAACAGCGGCCUCCUGGUGACCCUCAUCGCCAACCUGCAGCUCAUAGAUUUCGAGGGCAAAAAGGAYGUUUCCCAGAUAUUUAACAACAUCUUGAGAAGACAAAUUGGCACCCGCAGCCCUACUGUGGAGUAUAUUAGUGCCCAUCCACACAUCCUGUUCAUGCUCCUGAAAGGGUACGAGAACCCGCUGGUCGCCUUGCGCUGCGGCAUCAUGCUCAGGGAGUGCGUGCGCCACGAGCCGCUGGCCAAGAGCGUCCUCUUCUCGGAGCAGUUCAGGGACUUCUUCAAAUACGUGGAGAUGUCGACGUUCGACAUCGCGUCCGAUGCCUUCGCCACGUUCAAGGACUUGCUAACAAGACACAAGUUAUUGGUAGCAGAUUUCCUGGAACAAAAUUAUGAUACCAUCUUUGAGGAUUAYGAAAAGCUCCUGCAUUCUGAGAAUUACGUGACCAAGAGACAAUCUUUGAAGCUGCUGGGUGAAUUGAUCCUGGACCGGCACAACUUUGCCAUCAUGACCAAAUACAUCAGCAAGCCAGAGAAUCUGAAGCUGAUGAUGAACCUGCUGCGAGACAAAAGCCCCAACAUUCAGUUCGAGGCGUUCCACGUGUUCAAGGUUUUUGUGGCCAGCCCGAACAAAACGCAGCCCAUCGUGGAGAUCCUGCUGAAGAACCAGCCCAAGCUCAUCGAGUUCCUGAGCAACUUCCAGAAGGAGAGGACGGAUGACGAGCAGUUCACCGACGAGAAGAACUACCUGAUAAAGCAGAUCCGGGACCUGAAGAAGCCGACGGCGUGAGGCUGCCCGUGCCCUCCCCUGGCACUGCUGUGCCCUGAGGGGCCCUCCGUGUCCCGGCCACGGCAGCGCUUGGGGGGYGCAGCGCGUGCCCCCUUCCUUGGGGCUUUGGUCCUAGGGGCAGGGAGCUGAGCCCCAAACUAAAAAAGUGGCUAGAAUAAUAAUAUAUGAUUUUUAAUCGUGGCUAUUUAUGGCAGUUUAGCACCUCUCUGUAUUAGGAGCCGCCCUGAGGCGUUUUCCUUUCUGCUCAAGGAGGGUGAAUCUAUUUUUGCUUAAGUUUUAUCGGCAAAGGCAGGUGCUGGGGAGGGCCUAGAGCAGUCCCUGAGAGCACYGAGCCCCUUUCUGUCCACCUCAGCUUUCCCUUGGGAAUGCCGAGCCCCUUUCCCUUCACUUUGGGUUUCCUUGACURUGAAAGAGCACGUCCAGCUCUGGAGUUAGCUGCACUUACAGACCAGGGACUUCAGUCCGCACCGCGGGACAUCAAAAAGCACUAGAGGUCACAUUUCCACUCUAUCUUUUUGCCUUCUUUCCCCUUCAAGUYGUCUUUUCCCCUAAGCUGAGGUUUUCUGCUUGGCCUGUGCCAGGGAAGCGGCUGGGGACGUGGCUCCGUGCAGCCGUUCCCUGUCUCGUGCCGGAGCGCAGAUGCUCCUGGCCCCGCUCCCAGGGCAGGUGGCUCCCGCAGCCACCCUGGCUCCUUCGCACGUGAAUUUGGGUUCUGCGAUGAGGAUUUAGGAGGAGAAGUGAUCAUAUUUAAGCUGAAGCCCUGUACUCCCAGGUGGGUUUCCCUUGGGAGGCUGAAGAGCUUUUUGGGGUGGUCCUUUGUUUUCUCAUAGGAAAUGAAAUGAAAUCAGUGUGAGGCUGUGGUAGGAAGGGAGUCUGAGAGCAGGGAAGUGUCUUGGAUCUGUUUUCCCAAAAGUCCAAGUUCUCCUGUGUGUUACUAGGCACUUAGUUACCUAGUGGAAAGUAGUGCUCCUGCUUCGAGGAAAAAGGUGAAAGGAAGGGAGCUGCAAGGCAGGAGACAACUCGUUUCUUCGUCAAACUGUUGUAUAUUAGGGCA